This is a messenger RNA of Seminavis robusta, 696 nucleotides long. The record is from the annotation of a GenBank genome assembly. Lineage: Eukaryota; Bacillariophyta; Bacillariophyceae; Naviculales; Naviculaceae.
AUGGCUUGUUUUUCUUCUAUGUAUUGGGCCCUUGUGGGUCUCUUGAUGAUGUCUUCAAGUGCCAAUGCGUUGCAAGCGCCAAUGCCAUUGGUAACUCAGCAAUCACUGAUGGCCCAUGCCGUGACGGCAUCGCUCCAGCGUGGUGAAAACUCUCUUUGGAACAGCGUGUUGCCGGCAAAGACGACUCAUGAUCAUGCAGCGACCCUCAAGAUCUUGUUGGUGGAAGCCAACAACUUUUGGAUUGCCGAUGGAUGGGAUGUGGCCCGAAACAUUGGAUUGGGCAUUACGGCUGUUGUCUUUUUAUUGGCGGGAGUAACCUAUCUGUAUGCCAGCUUUAUUAUUCCCGUGGCGGCGCAAGAGUUGGAGAAGGAGUGCAAGGAAUUGAACCCGGAACUCUGGGCGGAAUACCAAGCCAAGUUGGGAGACGGAGAAACCAUUGCGACACGCCCGGAUCUCAUGCAGGAAAUGGGAAUGAAGUUACAACCUCUCUUGGAAGCCAAGCUUGCUGCUGCCGAGGCAGGGGAAGGGGAAGCUGCUAGUAAUAAGAUGCCCUCGGCGUUGGAAACUACCAUGAACCCCAUGGGAAGCAACAGCGGUGUUAUUGAUGCAGAGGUGGUCCAAGACGACGUACCUACAAUCAAACUGACAUCUACGGAUCAGUGGGACUCUCCCGAAGACACGAAGAAAUCGUCUUAA